UCCUCUGCAUCUGCACACAUAUGUACAUUACGACUAUCAUUUACUUCAUGUCACAUCACUUGAAAUCUAUUUCGAACCAUUUUAAAGUUGGUUAAGUUCAUCUUGCUCUAAUACGCUGUGAACCAAGUGAUUUUACCACAAUACAGUAGUUGUCACGUGUAAAAGUACAAAUAUAUCUAAUCGUAGGGUUUGUGAGCAACUAACCUCACCAAUGACCGCCGUGACAUUGGCAGUAACGUCUCAAGAACACAAACAGGACAAAUACAACUUUAUAAUCCGAUUUAAACUGUUUCAGGUAUAUUCAUGUACAUAUGCAUAGGAAGCCAAUUUUUUCAUGAAGAACUAGCUCAAACUGGAGAUUCCCAACAACACCUCGGCCCGGGACGAGCGAGAAGCCAAAUUGUGUUUUACUUUUAUCCACGUUUAUCGUUGAGGAUUCUAUAAUUCUUAUUCCACUGGAUCACGUACGCACGGUGCAUCCGCAUUCGGGCAUAUUACUACAUCAGAAGAUAGAAAAGGAAAAUGUCGAAUAAUAAUAAUACCAGCACGAGCACAACCAUUCCUCCAGUUACUCCAGACACAGCUGUAGAACAACCACAACAGAGUCCCAGCAGUAAGGAUACUGUUGCACAUCAGGUGUUGAAAUCUGCGCCUGGACUUGAACACGUCUUUUACGCCGAGGAGGGGAGUCGACCCAGGUGCAACACUUUAGAAAUUCAUCCAGACGAGGCGACAGGGAGAAAAAGCCCCGUUGUUGGUGGGAGGAUCAGGACGACCAGUUGCAACGUCGCAGGACUGCAAAGUCCCACUAAUAUGACCGGCUUGAAAUCUCAUGAUGGGGGAAGAGCCAUGACCCAUUGGAGCUGCAAGGGCAAGGGUCUAGCUGUCUUUACGUCCGGAGGCGAUUCACAAGGUAUGAACGCUGCUGUCCGAGCUGUGAUUCGUGUUGGAAUUUACCUUGGAUGCAGAGUUUACUUUAUUCGUGAGGGUUAUCAGGGAAUGGUAGAUGGAGAAAAGUAUAUCCAAGAGGCGACCUGGGGCUCGGUGUCUUCGAUUAUUCACAAGGGAGGGACGAUUAUCGGAUCCGCACGUUGCAAAGAUUUUCGGGAAAGGGCUGGGCGUUUAAAGGCCGCAAAGAAUUUAGUGAAUGUGGGAAUCACAAACUUGGUGGUUAUCGGCGGGGACGGGUCUCUUACUGGGGCAAAUCUUUUCCGUCAAGAGUGGGGUUCAUUACUUGCGGAAUUGGUUGAAACGAAGCAAAUCACUCAAGAGCAGAAAGAAACGUGCAAACACUUGCAUAUUGUGGGGAUGGUCGGUUCAAUUGACAAUGAUUUUUGCGGAACGGACAUGACUAUUGGAACGGAUUCUGCUUUGCACAGAAUCAUAGACUGUGUCGAUGCUAUUGUGUCAACGGCGAUGAGUCACCAACGAACGUUUAUUUUGGAAGUUAUGGGCCGUCACUGUGGUUAUCUUGGUCUGGUCGGUGCAUUGGCAACGGAAGCCGAUUUCGUGUUUAUACCCGAAUGGCCCCCAGAAAAAGACUGGCCGACAAAACUCUGCACGAAACUUACCCAGGAAAGAGAGCAAGGGCAGCGACUGAACAUUAUAAUUGUAGCAGAAGGGGCAGUAGAUCGCGAAGGAAAGGCAAUCACAGCAGAAGAUGUCAGGAAAGUGGUAGUCGACAGACUCAACCAAGAUGCAAGAAUAACAGUUUUGGGCCAUGUUCAGAGAGGAGGGUCUCCAUCCGGAUUUGACCGCGUUCUUGGAUGUCGUAUGGGUGCUGAGGCUGUAAUGGCAUUAAUGGAUGCAACCCCUGAGUCUGAACCUUGCGUUGUAUCACUAGACGGAAAUCAAGCUGUCAGAGUCCCCCUGAUGGCUUGUGUUGAAAAGACACAGGAAGUCGCGAAAGCAAUGGCUGACAAACAAUGGGAAAAGGCUGUGCAGCUUAGGGGAAGGAGUUUUCAAAGAAAUCUAGAAACAUUUAAGAUGUUGACUCGCUUACGUCCACCAAAAGGUGUACUGGAUGCUGAAGGACAUGGCGUGGGACAAUUAAACAAGGGUGGAUUUACGUUGGCUGUAAUGCACGUGGGUGCACCAUGCUGUGGCAUGAACUCGGCCGUGAGAUCCUUUGUGAGAAAUUGCAUAUACAGAGGAGAUACAGUUCUCGGAAUUCAUGAUGGGGUUAUGGGGCUUGUGGAAGGAAGAAUAAAAGAAAUGCAUUGGAGUGAUGUUACUGGGUGGGUAGCUCAAGGUGGUGCUCUACUUGGAACUAAUCGGACCCUUCCAAAACCCGAAACUAUUCCCUUAAUUGCUGAGCAGUUGAAGAAGAAUAAGAUUAAUGGCCUUCUAAUUAUUGGGGGAUUUGAAGCCUUUCAGACAAUUCUCUCGUUUGCUGAAAGUCGGGGCUUGUUCCCAGCCUUUCAGAUCCCAAUUGCAUGCAUACCAGCAACUAUCAGUAAUAAUGUCCCUGGAACGGACUUCUCACUAGGAUGUGAUACAGCUCUUAAUGAGAUUACGGAGAUUUGUGACAGAAUAAGACAAUCAGCUCAAGGAACAAAGCGGAGAGUCUUCAUUAUUGAAACGAUGGGUGGGUACUGUGGAUAUCUUGCCACUUUAGCUGGACUUGCCGGGGGAGCCGAUGCUGCUUAUAUUUUUGAAGAACCGGCUAGAAUCGACGAUCUAGUUAUCGACGUGAAGCAUAUGGCCAGCAAAAUGGACACUGGUGGAAUUUCUAGAGGCCUAAUUUUAAGAAAUGAGUUGGCCAACGAAAACUACGAUACCAAUUUUGUCACUCGUCUUUACUCUGAGGAAGGAAGGGACUAUUUUACAACCAGAGUGAAUAUUUUAGGUCAUAUGCAGCAAGGAGGAUCGCCAACCCCGUUUGACCGCAACAUGGGAACCAAGAUGGCAGCUAAAGUUGUUGAUUGGUUUAUUGAUAAAUUGAUGGGAGGAGAUAAAAACUACCAUGGGCCCCACACUGCUGUAAUGCUAGGAGUCGUUCGUCGUCAAUAUAAGUUUACACCGGUCCAAGAAUUAAAAUUAUAUACAGACUUUCAGCAUCGAAUUCCGCAACAACAAUGGUGGCUUAAACUUAGACCGUUGCUCAGAAUUUUAGCCAAGCACGAGUCCACUUAUAUCGAAGAGGGUAUGACGAUGACAACAGAAGAUCAUAUAGCAAAUAUUGAAGCUAUCGCAUAGAUGAUCCGCCGAGAAUGUCAAUGUUGGUGAGCUCUGUCCCAUAUUCAAGUUUUAAUAUUUUUCUUGGGAUAUUUGAAUCACAAAGCCAUAGUCUUGCAUCAUAGAAAUAGUGGAGGACAUAAAUACAUAAUUCUAUUCCUACAUUAUAUUAUAUAUAUAGAACCAGGCAUAGUAAAAUUCGUUGGAAUAUAAUUAUGGGAAUAUCUAUAGUGUGGAUUGAUUGUGGAAAAUUGGCAUCAUGUAGUUAGAUUGAUUCCAAGUUAUUCAUGGAGCGAUUUCACAAAUUAAUUGUUCUAAAUAUGUCCAUGUUUUAAAAUGCAAAUAAAUAUGUAUGAAAUUAAUAACUUUAAAAGUCAA
Molecule: messenger RNA, 3555 nt
Organism: Folsomia candida
Lineage: Eukaryota; Metazoa; Arthropoda; Collembola; Entomobryomorpha; Isotomidae
Gene: Pfk
Product: ATP-dependent 6-phosphofructokinase
Exons: 30
Coding region: 523-3198 (891 amino acids)
Biological process (GO): canonical glycolysis; fructose 1,6-bisphosphate metabolic process; fructose 6-phosphate metabolic process
Cellular component (GO): cytoplasm; 6-phosphofructokinase complex
Molecular function (GO): identical protein binding; ATP binding; 6-phosphofructokinase activity
Source: RefSeq, a predicted model, not a curated record